CGUAUGCCCAUCUGUACACUUCCAAUGCUGAAUGGCAAGCUAUACGUUAUCAACUCGCCCAGUCUCAUUCAGGCAGCCUUACGCAACAACGACAUCUCUUUUGACCCCUUCAUUGUUGAGUUCUCCAAGGGAAUGUUUGGGCAAAACGAGAGACAAGUUGAAGUUAUCAGCCGGCCGACCGUAAUGAAGGAGUUGCUAGACAUCAUUCACUCAUCUUUGUUGGGUGAGCCUCUGCAUAGACUGAAUGUGGUGGCACUCGAGAAGAUGAUGGGACACAUCAAUGUUAUUCAGCCGGAUGAGUCUGUUACUAUUCUAGACGCCUUCUUAUGGAUCCGCGAUAUGAUGACAGAAGCGACGGCUGUUGCUCUGUUUGGAGAAAAGAACCCCAUCACCCCAGAACAUGUGCACCUUCUAUGGACAUUCGACAAAAGUGCUACGCUGCUAGCUAUUGACGUGGCCCCCAGUCUGAUCGCAGGAGAGUCUAUGGCGGCAAGGAGCGAGUUGAACAAACUGUUUCUCCCUUUUUACGAGGCUAGAUGCGAGGAAGGACCUGAUGUCUCUGACAUCAUUCGGAAACGUACUGCGGUCCUUCGAGCCGCCGGUUACAACGAUCUGGACCUUGCUGUUCAAGAACUCAUGCUGCCCUGGGUCGGGUCUACGAACACCAUCCCGGCGCUAUUCUGGCUCUUUGUGAACCUCUUUGCGCGACCUGAAUACCUGAAACGUGUACGAGCCGAGAUCGAGGCCAUCACAACCAUUGAGGAUGGCCCGAACGGAAGGAAAGCCUUGGUCGAUUCUACCAAGUUCGAAAAGCACUGCCCUGUACUCAACGCUUGCUAUCAGGAGACGCUUAGGAUGUAUCUUCAUAGCGUUGGAAAUAGGAGGGCCAUGAACGACACCAAGAUCCAGGACUUGGACGGCCGAGAGUACCUACUGAAGAAGGGAACCAACGUGCAAUGGCCGCCAAUGGUGACUCACUUUAUCGAUACGGUAUGGGGCGACGAUGCAGAUACUUUCAACCCCGAGCGGUUCAUGAAGCCCACUGCACAGGACGAAAAGGCGAGACGAGGGGCUCUGCUUCCAUUUGGAGGUGGACGUCACCUCUGUCCGGGCCGAAAAUUUGCUUUCGCUGAGAUUCUUGGAUUUACUGGUGUCCUGGCCCUUGGCUUCACGGUAGAAGGGCUGGACUUGCCCGGCUCGACUGAUCCCAUCUUCGGAUCGGCACCAAGGCGGCCUGUUUGGGGAGCGAGUGGCCCUGGUUUCAAGCUCGGUAGGAGGCCUGGUUGGGAGGAUGUGACAUGGACCUUUAAGAAGUAG
Fusarium keratoplasticum is the source of this 1317-nucleotide messenger RNA. RefSeq lists its product as uncharacterized. The transcript has 2 exons. NCBI's taxonomy places the organism in Eukaryota, Fungi, Ascomycota, Sordariomycetes, Hypocreales, Nectriaceae. Gene Ontology annotation, molecular function: oxidoreductase activity, acting on paired donors, with incorporation or reduction of molecular oxygen; heme binding; iron ion binding. The record is from RefSeq and is a predicted model, not a curated record. The coding region runs from base 4 to 1317 and encodes 437 amino acids.